AUGACUUUCAUUUCUGACUUCAUGUUCCUCCUCAAUAUUAUCCUUCCUACAGAAUCGACUUCAACCAUUGCUCCCUAUUACUCAGGCGUGAAUGGUAUCAACCAGGCCCAGAAUAUGCUGUUCAAGGAAGCUCUGUGGUGGACCCUGGGCAUCAUCGCCCUCGUCGUCUUGACCAUCCGCAUGCUGGAGAUUGUCUGGGCACAGCUGCGGCUGAUCUCGGCCAUGUCCGUCGCCCGAGAGAAGCAAGGAUAUUGGAGAAUAUCGCAGUGGAGUUGGAUGCCCGCUGCGAAGAAGCACGUCAUUUACGCGCCGCUGUGGAAGAAGCGACACAGUAGGGGAUUUCGCCUCUCCUCCGCUAUCAGCGUCGGCACCCUGCCCUCGCGGUUGCACAUGGCCCUCCUCGUCGGCUACCUGGGCAGUAACUUCACAUACAUGUUCGUGCUAAACUGGGCCAAUGACAACCGCUACGCCUUCUGCGCCGAGCUGCGAGGCCGCUCGGGCAACUUGGCUCUCGUCAACAUGGUGCCGCUCAUCAUCCUGGCCGGGCGGAACAACCCGCUCAUCCCUGUCCUCAAGAUCAGUUUUGAUACGUGUAACCUGUUGCACCGAUGGAUUGGCCGCAUUGUGGUGCUCGAGGUGGUCAUCCACAGCAUCGCCUGGGCGAUUGCAGCUGUCGCAGAUAACGGUUGGGAGUAUGUCAGACGGGCGAUUACGGGCGGCCUUUUCAUCGGGUCCGGCACACUGGGCACAGUUGCUGUGGUUAUGAUGCUCAUUCAGUCCCUGCCAUCAAUCCGCUACGCUUUCUACGAGACCUUCCUCAACACCCACAUCAUCCUGGCAACCAUUGCCUUUGUGUGCACCUGGGCUCAUUGCGCAUCUGCCAGUGUCCCGGGAGGUCUUCCUGAGCUAUCCUGGAUCAUGGCCAUCAUGGCCCUCUGGUUCGCUGACCGCUUUGCCCGCGUGAUACGCCUAGCUCACGCAAACUGGUCCGGAAGAGGCUUUACGUAUGCUAUAUGCGAGCCCAUGUCGGGAGAAGUCACACGAGUGACACUGACACUCCCAAAGUACAUGGACAUCAAGCCUGGCACGCACGCGUACUUACGGUUCUGGGGUGUCAACUCCUGGGAGAGCCACCCAUUCUCCAUUGCCUGGGUCAACCACCUCUCCAGCACACAUCUGCCCACCUCAGAGAAGGAACCUCUCGCCUCCUUGGACCAGGCCAAUGUGUCGACGGCCGUGUCAUUCAUCGUCGGUGCACAGACGGGCAUGACCCGCAAGCUCUUCAUAAGGGCGAGCCAGGCCGGUCAUAGCAUCCGGCUCAAGGCUGCCUUCGAGGGCCCCUACGCUGGACACCACAGCCUCGACUCAUACGGCCAUGCCGUUCUCUUUGCCGGCUCUACGGGCAUCACUCACCAACUCUCGUAUAUCCGACACCUACUCGAGGGCUACAACGCGGGCACCGUUGCCACACGUCGCGUCACUCUCGUCUGGAUCAUCCGCGAGUAUGAGUCACUCAAGUGGGUUCGCCCCUAUAUGGACAUGAUCCUGAGCAUUCCCCAUCGAAAGGAUAUCCUCUGCCUCCAUGUCUUUGUCACGCGGCCCCGGAACCCGCGCGACAUCACCAACACCAGCACCACAGUGCGAAUGUACACUGGACGGCCUAACGUGCUGGCCUUGCUGGCCAAGGAGAUCGAAGAACAGGCCGGCGCCAUGUGCGUCACGGUUUGCGGACCUGGUGGGCUGGCUGAUGAUGUGAGAGGUGCGGUAUGCGCGAUACAGGCGGAGACGGUGGUGGACUUCGUUGAGGAGAGCUUUACGUGGUGAUUGCUGCGUGGCAAGACAGCAGCUGACUGGCUUUUUUGUGCUUUUGUACAUAUUUCUGUGGUAACGCGGGUUUUCAUCUCCUUGUUAUAGUUCCGUCGUCCGCCUUUGUGUUCGUGCCUUCCAACCGGGGUGCCAGUCCAGGCAGCUCUACACCGUCUCGUCCCAGAGCAUGGUGCUUGAACAUAGUGACGCUGCGGUGGGGUGCAGUCUUAGGAGGAC
This is a messenger RNA of Fusarium oxysporum Fo47, 2043 nucleotides long. RefSeq names its product ferric reductase like transmembrane component-domain-containing protein. The coding region runs from base 1 to 1824 and encodes 607 amino acids. The record is from RefSeq and is a predicted model, not a curated record. Gene Ontology annotation, cellular component: plasma membrane. NCBI's taxonomy places the organism in Eukaryota, Fungi, Ascomycota, Sordariomycetes, Hypocreales, Nectriaceae. The transcript is spliced from 2 exons. Gene Ontology annotation, molecular function: ferric-chelate reductase activity. Gene Ontology annotation, biological process: copper ion import; iron ion transport; intracellular iron ion homeostasis.